Messenger RNA from Pyrus x bretschneideri (Chinese white pear), 1472 nucleotides. RefSeq lists its product as uncharacterized. The transcript has 2 exons. Lineage: Eukaryota; Viridiplantae; Streptophyta; Magnoliopsida; Rosales; Rosaceae. The coding region runs from base 488 to 1378 and encodes 296 amino acids. Gene Ontology annotation, cellular component: nucleus; cytoplasm. The record is from RefSeq and is a predicted model, not a curated record. Gene Ontology annotation, molecular function: nucleic acid binding.
UUGACAUUGAAAUUGAAUUGUUUCAUGAUUUGAAUGCCUAUAAAUAUGUUAUUACGACUUAGGUGCAACUGCGAGGAUUAAAUAGACUGAAGAAGUUCAAAGUCUUUCCUUUCUUUUCUUUGCUUUUUAACAAAUGGCAAAAUUCAUGAGCAACAAAGAACGAGAACAAACAGUCUUCAAAAAACAAAAAAAAAAAAAAAAGAACGAGUACAAACAUAGACUCAAAAACAAGAUAAGCACAAAUGAAAGAGAGGCCGACAAAAACACAGGAGACAAAGCCCAAAUACAGCUCAUCCCGCACCCAAAAAAAAAAAAAAAACAAAAAACAAAAAAAAAAAAACAGGAAAAUCCUAAAAAUUUACAGGUCUUGUCUUGUAGAUGCAAGCUCGAAGACAGCUUUCCUUCCUUUGGCCUUUGAGAAAGUAGACACUUGUGAGAUUGAUUUAGAUUUAACAGCUUCUCUCUCUCUCUCUCUCUCUGUAUAGAGAUGGCGUCUCCCACUGCAGAGGCCAAAUCUUCCAUUAGAUCAGUGAAGUACAGAGACAGCCACCAGCUUUACGACGUGGUUUUUGGCAGCACCACCAUCAAAACCUUGGUCACCAGAAAACCCGAAAUAGUGGAUUCUUGGGUAGGAUGCAUGCGAAGCCGUGACGACAAUAUCAACAUCGUAGGACUCGACAUAGAAUGGCGUUGCAAAUCCUUGACAGGAGAUCAUACUCGCCCGUCCACUUUGCAAAUCUGCACCGUCCAACGCUCUCCCGGAACAAAAUAUUUUGCCCUCGACGAGGGUGGUGGGAAUGGUGGGAAUGGUUAUAAAUGUCUUGUCUUUCAGUUUAAGGAUUGUGACACGGUUCCGCAGUCGAUCGUUAACUAUCUUGGCAGCAAGAGUUGUGUGUUUGUUAGCGAGAGAAUGACAUACAUCAAGGAUAAGCUGGAGGAGCACUAUAAGUUGGACGUAGCAUAUCCGAUCGACAUUAAUCAAUUCAUCAAGGUUAGGAAGCCUGAGAAGCCUACUAAUGUGAGAAACGGUGACUGGGACAAAACGUACCUUGAUCCUACUCAGGUUCGCUACGCUUGCUUGGAUGCUUUAAUAUCAUACGAGGAAGCUUCGCGUUUCAUUAGUACAAACAAGGGCCCCAGGAAAGCGAACCAUAGACUGUCUUUGGAUGGAUUGACGCAAUAUCUUUUCGGUGAAACAGACCCGGAGAUUGCGAUGGAAGAGGAAAAUAAAGAGGAGGAAGACGAAGAAGACGACUUUGAUGUGAUUGUUUCCGACGAAGCGGAAGACGAAGACUAUGAUUUGGUAGAGGAAGAUGAAGACUUCGACAUGAUUUCUCACCAAGAUGUGUAUGAAUUGGAAUAUCCACCUCUAAAAUAAAUACUGAAUGCUGGCUGUUUCUGUGACACAAUUGAGGAUUGUUUUAGUAUUUACAUUUCAACUUACAUAUGAUUUGUCAGCUUUGGUUGCUUGA